Messenger RNA from Lotus japonicus, 546 nucleotides. Its product is annotated as heat shock 70 kDa protein-like. NCBI's taxonomy places the organism in Eukaryota, Viridiplantae, Streptophyta, Magnoliopsida, Fabales, Fabaceae. The record is from RefSeq and is a predicted model, not a curated record. Gene Ontology annotation, cellular component: cytoplasm. The coding region runs from base 1 to 546 and encodes 181 amino acids. Gene Ontology annotation, biological process: protein refolding; cellular response to unfolded protein. The transcript has a single exon. Gene Ontology annotation, molecular function: heat shock protein binding; ATP binding; ATP-dependent protein folding chaperone.
AUGGUAUUGGUAGCGUAUGGAAUAUUGAUUGAAGUUUAUGAGGGUGAGAGAUCAAGAGCCAGUGACAACAACAUGCUUGGUUCUUUUAUUCUCUAUGGCUUACCUCCUGCUCCUCGAAACCAUCCUUUUGAUGUGUGUUUUUCCAUUGAUGAAGACGGUAUCCUAACUGUUUCAGCUGAGGAGAAGACCACUGGCAAUUGGAAUGAGAUUACUAUAACCAAUGAUAGAGAAAGACUGUCAACAGAAGAAAUUAACAGAUUGAUUCAAGAAGCUAAGAUGUACCAGGCUGAAGAUAAGAAGUUCCUCAGGCAGGCCAAUGCAAUGAAUGCUUUGGAUGAUUGCGUUUACAAGAUGAGGAAUACAUUAAUCAAGAAGGAUACCAAUUCAAAGCUUUGCUCACAAGAAAAGGAGAAGAUCAGUUCUGCUAUUGCCAAGGCCACAAAUUUGCUUGAUUAUCAUAACCAGCUGGAUGAAGUAGAUGUGCUUGAGGACUAUGUGGAGGAGCUUAAGAGCAGGUUUGAGCGCAUUGUGGGCAAGAUUGGCUAG